GUGAGGAGCGCGUGCAGAGGUCGGACUGCAGGGACCGAGCUCCGGUCAGCGCGCGGAGACCCGGGAGAGAGCGGAACAGACUUAACGGCUCGGGGCUGAGAGAUGGAGAGUAUCGAAAGGACUCAGACUCUGUGAAAGUUUGAUAAACGGACAUGGAAACGCCAACAAAAAGACAUUUCAUCCGUUAACUUGAAGAAACAUUCAACAACAUUCAUCACUCCAUCCGCGCGCGGUUUAAAGGUGGAGCGGAGGAUGACACCUGCAGCCCGCCUCGCGAGGACACACGCGUGGAUCCAGACCUGAGGAGAGAGUCAGAACCUGUGCAAGAGUGACUUUCUGCCUCUCAUAGAUCUCCAGAUUUCUCUCUGUCCUGACAUUUAUCGCCUGUGGCUGCAAACGAGGCUUUUAUGUUUGCAUCCAAGCAAACUGAAAAAACAUCGUCCUGGACUCACAGGUUUCCGCUGUGCUCGUCUUGUCAUGUCUGCACUGCUCAUCUCUUCCUCCAUAUUCCCCGUUGAGACUACACAUCUUCUGGAUACUGAAAAAUAAAGACAGCUUUGCCUCUGACCCACCCUCCGCUCUACUACAGCAGUAAGGCAGUGUAAUCUCUGGAGCUCUGACUCACCAUGGGCACUGUACUAUCCCUGUCUCCCGGCUCCCGGAAAUCAGGCUACUAUGACAACAGGCCGGGCUCGCUCAGCCACUACCCGAGCUUCAGCAGCCGCUCCCUUAACAGUCAGAAAGACCGCGGGCUGAAGAGGGGUCAGUCCAUCUUCCUGCCUGCACUCACAUGGAAACGGCUCGUGGCCUCCACGAAGAAGAAGGGCAACUCCAAGAAAGGCUCUGUGACCUUUGUGGACCCUCUGAACAACAACAAUAACAUUAACAUCUACCAGAAGGACCCUUUGUUGCACCUUAACAGAGAGAAUGUGAAGAAGUCGCUGUCAUGUGCCAACCUGUCCAGCUACGAGGGCCCAGCGGGUCUGGGUUUGGGGCUCAGCUAUGGGCUUGGGUUGGGUCAGGGGCAUGGAUUUGGCUACAGCAAGUCACAGCAGCUUUCCUCUGUGAAGAAAGUCCCGCAAGGUACUGUUACCUCGUCCCCAAAGCGUGUCAUCGUUCAGGCGUCCACCAGUGAGCUACUGCGCUGCCUUGGCGAGUUCCUGUGCUGUCGCUGCUACCGCCUAAAGCACCUCUCUCCAGCUGAUCCUGUGCUCUGGCUACGAGCCGUGGACCGCUCAUUGCUGCUUCAAGGCUGGCAGGACCAAGCUUUUGUUACGCCAGCAAAUGUGGUCUUCGUCUACAUGCUGUGCCGAGACGUCGUUGACGGCGACCUGGUGGCGUCAGAGCAUGAGCUGCAGGCCAUCCUUCUCACCUGCCUCUACUUGUCCUAUUCCUACAUGGGCAACGAGAUCUCCUACCCGCUUAAGCCCUUCCUGGUGGAGGCGGGAAAGGAGGCUUUCUGGGACCGGUGCCUCGCCAUCAUCGAUGCCACCAGCGCCAAGAUGCUGCGAAUCAAUGCAGAUCCGCACUUUUUUACGCAAGUAUUCGCUGAACUCAAGAGUGAAGGCAGCUGUAGCCCUCAGGACUAUAGUCGAGUGCUGGAUCGGUGAGAGUUUGAGCUGAUCCUUGCUGACCGCAUGCCUUUUUGUACUCUCAUUGCACAAGACACAUAAAUUUGUCUCAGAUUCUUGGUUCCCUUUUUCUUCUUUUGCAGUUCUGAAGAGGCACUGAAGGCCUAUCUUGAGCGUUGUAUUGAAUCUUUCCACGUCCCUAUCAUCCCCAGAUAGAAAGGAAUUAAACCCCUCCCUACUACCGGUGUUUUCUUUCAUCAUUGGCAAACAGAGGCCUACAGUUGUCCCUCUUCUUCUUAGUUUACUCAAACUGGGGAACCAUUUGGUCCACCUGUCCCCUCUGACCCCCCUGCUCCCAGUCAUCCCAGCUGCCCUUUAAAAUCAGACACCCUAGCAUCCUUACCCAGCCAUCUGAAUGUCAUCAGUCAAGAUAUUAAAAAAGAGAUCAGCCAUCAAGGAAUUUUCACAGUGAACAUCAGAGAGGAUACACAGAAGAAUAAACUGUGGCAUAGACAGUAUAAUCCACCAAGUCCCCGUUCUAUUCCUGAACAAUAUAAGGAGAAAUCUUGACAUCCGCUGCUGGCUAAGCCCUUUGUGCCAGCAGUGAAAAGUGACUCAGACUGAUGGGAACAGCUGAGGAGGUCCAUGUAAGGUCCCGCUGGUCCUGCUGAGCGCUGUGUGACCACCAAAGCAGGACGCACAGGCCGUGUUCGAGGAGCCUUUUGAGGGUCGUCUCGCCUGAGGGGACAGUUGCUGUUUUUUAUCGUAACUCACUCAAACCUGCCAGCGGACUGUUUCUAUUUUAUCUAAUCUCUGGAGAGUUUCCUGGUGGAAGCAGAGCACGGAUUUAAGAUUGACAUGUUUUUGUGUGUGAGCGUAUGCAUUGUGCAGAGUGGACUGCAGCCAGGGUCAUCAGCUGUUUACUCCCUCCUUUGUUCCCUGUGUCUUGUUGACAGGGCACCCACAGUCGGGGUAUUAAUGAGAUUAGCCGAUUACUGCUGCCCCUCCCCUCCUUCAACCUCUGCCCCCUUCCUAGUCCACUCAGCAGCCCUGCAGAGCUCCAGUGGCUUAUCCAGGUCAGGCCGGACUGUAAACACACACACAUUUAAGUACCUUGUGGUGUGUGCUUUAUUCUCCUCAGUGCAUGAAUGCAACCUUGUUUGAUGCACGUGUGCAGCGCCGCAGUUCAAGAAAGAGGCAGGAGAGCACUCAGAGAGAUGUCGGCACAGGCGUAGCAGAUGAAUGUGAUUGAAUGGGUUUGUUUUUGUUGUUUCUGAAUUUGCCCCAUUUCCUCAUCGGUCACCUGCAUAUUCUCAUCUGCAACAAGAGGCUUUGUUUCCUCUCUUAUCCCUCCUAAAACUCCUGUGCUUUGCUAAAUUUGUUCCCCUGAAUGAGUCAUUGGCAUCUGUGCUUGAAUGCUUUUAAUCUCUAUUUGUCCAAGUGUGUGCACAUCAGAUGUGGCAACAGAUGAACCAAGAGUCUCUGCUGUUACACUGGAAAAUAUUUGGAGUAGAUAAGAUUAAGGAUUCUUUCCUCAGUCAGAAUUCCUUUGUCAUCUAAAGGUCGCAGUUUGGAUAAACUUACCUGUAGUAGAGGAAGCUCAAAUGAUCUGCUUUAUGUGCAUGUAAGAGCUACAAAUACCAUUUAUUUAUGUUGAGUUACACCUUUUAAAUAGGACUUUAAAAGCUUUUUGGUUGAAGAAUCUCAAAAAAAUGUCUAUUCUGAAUAUUCAACAGUCAGUCCUAUAGGAUGGAGUAUUGUAUUAGCCUAUUUACAUUGUGGCAUUUUACAUAUAAUGUUGACUAGUGUCUAACUUGUAGUAGUUUUUGUUCAAACAACUUAAAUCUGCUCAUCUUGCUUCCCUCAGUUUUUCUCAACACACAGAUGCACACUAAUCUUAAAAUUAGAGAUAAAUGAUAAUUGUAAUUGAUCAUUUUGAUCUAAGUAUUGAUCAGAAUAAUUCUAACUAUCAUUUUGGCCAAAAUUGUGCAGAUAUAGAUUCCAAUACACUACUGUUUAUUGCAUCUGUUAUAGAGUAGCAAAGCAGAAAGGUUUUCAGGUAUAUAAUUUUGUGAGGAUAGCAACAUUAAUGGUCACUGAACCCCUCCUAGCUGCUCAGCAACAGGCUGCUCAUCUCUGCCCUUGCCCACUGUGUGCGGAUUGGGUCCCGAAGUCUGAAUAUGUCGCCACUUUUAACGGCUUUUCUCCUUCAAAUUUAAAAGUCAUCCAUGAAAUGACAACAGUGAUUUAAGAUGGCAUGUAAAUACUACUGUUAAAUUUUAUAAAAGGGCGAGUAAGUGACAGAAGAGGGUGGAGCAAGGCUGUACUGUCACAUUGUGAUGCUAGCAGACUAUAACAUUUAUCUAAAGUAGCAAAAUAUCACAAAAUUAGCUAUUCAGUUCACAUUUAAAACUGAAUAUUUGAGAGGGGCCUGGCUACAGACUAAAUAUCAAAAACCCCUUCUUGCAGACCACUACUGUGAGAUUUUUCAGGAUGGAACUGACAUUAUUUGGUUUCCUUGUGAGAGGACACCAUUCUUAGCAUUGUUAGCAUUGUUAGCAUUAGCAAAUGCUAAGAUUGCAACACUGGCUAUCUAAUUAACAUUUCUUCCUAAGCUAACGUAGCUACGUUAGCUUCAGCUUUAGCUAGUAAGCUUUAGGAAACAUAGCUAAAAGUAGCUACGUUAGCUAUGCAGGUAACUGCUACAUAGCUAACAUAGCUAAUGUAGCUAAAGCUAUUGCUAAUAAAGCUACAUUAGUUUCAGCUGAUACAGUUAUAUCAGCAAUGUAGCUAAUGUAGCUUUAGCUACAUUAGCUACAUUACCUGUUUAAAUUGUUAUUGUUGCAUCAUUAGCUUUAUUCUUUGCUACAUUUGCUACGUUUGAGUGUCUUCAUUAAUUUUUUUCUGUAAGCAGACUGUUUAAUCUGCUUUAUUAAACAUUUUAAUAAGGUUUCUUUGACUUUUUAGCUUUUUGUAUCCAAACCAUCUGAUUUUAUUUUGAAAGGUUUAACCUGUAUUUCCAUCCUGACAGAGGUGAUGUACUGCAGUAGAGCUCUGCAAAAGGGGUAAUCUAAGAGCUAGACUGUCUUGGAGUAUUUUGUCAAUAGAUUUUUAAAUAGUUAAGAACAGAAUAAUUAGUCGCAUGUCAUUCAUGUGAGAUUUUAUGAUUUAGAAGACAUUUGGGUCUUCCCAAGCCAGUCGGCUGCUUAUGCUAACUCAGCAUGUUCAGUGUACGGAGUCUGAUCAAACAACACCUAUUAAAGACUUAAAGCAUUGAUACAGGGUCAGAAGUCAGCAGAUAUAAAGAAUAUGAAUUACUGAGGUUAUAUUUUUAUAUCUGACUCAUAUUAGAGGGAUGUUUCAGGCAGAACCCUGGUCUAGUUAUUGAAAUCUGAAUGGGGUAAGAACAAAACAUAUCAGAAGCAAAAAUUGGAGAAAAAGCCAAUCCUUUUAAAACCUCUUUAAACUUGUCUUGUGACCCCCUUUCCCAGAUCCUGGUUUAAAGAGGGAUGCUUCUGGUUCAGGAAGCUACAAGCCAAACCCAUGGCUGCUUCACUUCCACCAGGAUGUGCCGUCCACAAUAGCAUGUGGCAAAGCCUUAAUCUUAUUGUGUUUGGGCAUCUGGAGAUUUUGGUGCUCCACUUUCCUCCCCCUAUUGGUCGUCUCUUUAGCACUCUCUGCUGUGACUUAUUAGUGCAUGGUCUACCAUAACACCAUGUAAUAAAAGAUAUCCGUAUGGGAUCUGAUUUAAGGCACACUUGUGCACGAAAAAUUCCCCUCCUUUGGUAAUCCAGUCCUAAUCCCAGCACCCAAUUAAACAGAGAGAAGUAGGAGGAAUGAAAACGUGAGGAAAUACGUAAACAGUUCAGAAUCCGAUAAGAUUGGGUCUCACAUUUCUCGCAUAGUUUUGGCCGGCAUUGAGCCUUCAAAUCCUGCUCUAAGAAAGUGGAGGCCUCAGAGACGUAAAGCUCAGCCCUGCUGCCUUCUCCAGCUCAGCCAAGUUUAUCCGAGUCAAGCCUGCCUCUGUGCCCGCCUCAGGGACCUCGCAUGAGCUCACACCAUUCAAGCAGAGAGGAGCGACAGCGGUGAUUCACGCCCAAAGAGCCUCUUUUUCUUUAACCAUGACUGGCAGCCAUUUUGGGCUCGUUGUUAUGGUCAGGACAGCUCUCUCGCUCUCUCUGGUCUGGCUCCGGCUUUCACAAGGACACUUGUGUCUUGACUCACCCCCUCCUCCCUCCCUCCAGCCCCCUAUAUCCACUCACACUCAGCUGUUGUUCCCUGGCUGUUUCAUUAGAUUUGACACCCCACACCCGCCAGCCAUUGUCAGGACGAGGAAGGGCAGGAUGGGAUGGUUUGUUGGCAGCGUGUUGGUUGUGUUUCUGUGUGGAUGUGGGUCAAAGCUAAGGCCAACAACUGCUUCCACCAUGCCUCUCUGUUAAACCUGGACAUUAAUUCAAUCAGAAGACAAAGUACAACAUAUCAAGUGAUGCUGAUAUGGGACAAAUAAUGACCAAUUUACACCAAGUUCUCUUUAAGAAAGCCAACAAAGAUCUGAUUCAUCACAGGCAGAGGCGCAGAGGAAUCCCGCUCAUUGAAGCCUAAUUGAAUUUAAACAUAAUCCGACAAAUGUGACACGGUUUGUUCUCCACAGCGAAAGCAACUGUCCCCUUUUUUCCACAUUGGUCCAAUCACUCGCACGGCUGGAUCACAUAGCUUUUCCUCUGAGAGUGGAGCGGCUUCCAAGUCAAUCAACUCAUGACUCGAUCGCAGCUCUAAUUCUGUUCAUCCAAUCAAACUCCUCUGAGCUCUUUCACCGAAUCCGACACACGAUGCCUGCGACAUCUCUUUGGAUGAUUUACAACUAUUGUUACAUACAAACUGAUCGACUGGGGAAUCUUGGACAAGACCUUGAAGGACAACAAGUGAAAACUGGACAUUUAUCUGUGGAUGGGACCGUCAAGCGGGACUCUGACGACUCUGUUUAACAGGAUGGGCCUUAGACCGGCUUUGUUAUGGACACUUUUGGACUAGAGUGAACAAUGUGAUAAAAGAUUGAAUGGAUAGGUCUGGUGA
Messenger RNA from Cheilinus undulatus (humphead wrasse), 6644 nucleotides. RefSeq lists its product as uncharacterized. Gene Ontology annotation, molecular function: cyclin-dependent protein serine/threonine kinase activator activity; protein kinase binding. Gene Ontology annotation, biological process: positive regulation of cyclin-dependent protein serine/threonine kinase activity; activation of protein kinase activity; brain development. Lineage: Eukaryota; Metazoa; Chordata; Actinopteri; Labriformes; Labridae. The transcript has 2 exons. Gene Ontology annotation, cellular component: protein kinase 5 complex; cytoplasm. The coding region runs from base 627 to 1610 and encodes 327 amino acids. The record is from RefSeq and is a predicted model, not a curated record.